Molecule: messenger RNA, 635 nt
Organism: Brassica oleracea var. oleracea
Lineage: Eukaryota; Viridiplantae; Streptophyta; Magnoliopsida; Brassicales; Brassicaceae
Product: desiccation-related protein At2g46140
Exons: 2
Coding region: 9-509 (166 amino acids)
Biological process (GO): response to desiccation
Cellular component (GO): cytosol
Source: RefSeq, a predicted model, not a curated record
UAUUAAAAAUGGCAUCAUCGGAGCAAAAGUUGGUAGAAGAAAACGGGUCGGUGAUCUCAAACUUGUUGGAUAAAGCCAAAGGUUUCAUUGCGGAGAAGCUAGCCAAUAUUCCGACGCCGGAAGCCACCGUGGACGACGUUGAUUUCAAAGGCGUGUCACGUCAAGGUGUUGAUUAUCACGCCAAGGUCUCCGUCAAGAAUCCUUACUCUCAGUCGAUCCCUAUUUGCCAGAUCUCUUACAUCCUCAAGAGUGCCACAAGGACUAUCGCGUCUGGCACAAUACCGGACCCGGGUUCGUUGGUUGGGAAGGGCACGACGGUUCUGGACGUACCUGUUAAGGUGGCUUAUGGCAUAGCGGUUAGUCUAAUGAAGGACAUUGGCUCGGACUGGGACAUUGACUAUCAACUUGACAUUGGUCUAACCAUCGACAUUCCUGUUGUUGGUGACAUUACCAUUCCUGUCUCUACUAAGGGGGAGAUCAAGCUCCCUUCCCUUCGCGACUUCUUUUAGUUUCAACUAUUAUUUUCUUAAUUAUAAUCUAAUGUUCAAUAAAACAUAGACGAUCGCAGCUUUCAGUUCUGGAUUUCUCUUUUGUUGGUUUUGUUAUUGGGUUUUGUUAAGUACUUUUAUUAUGCA